Messenger RNA from Pseudomyrmex gracilis, 4111 nucleotides. RefSeq lists its product as uncharacterized. Lineage: Eukaryota; Metazoa; Arthropoda; Insecta; Hymenoptera; Formicidae. The record is from RefSeq and is a predicted model, not a curated record. The transcript is spliced from 8 exons. Bases 2178 to 3383 code for a protein of 401 amino acids.
ACCAAAGCAGCAGCCAAGCUAGCUUAGACGGUCCGUCUCGUGUUUUCGGCCAGCGUACGAAUACGGUGCACGUCAGUCAACGUAGUACGUCGGCGAAAGUGUAUUCUGUGCAAUUCUCGUAAAAUUAAAAAUCGUGCAAUCCGAUUUCGAACUGACUGAAAAAGCGCAACGAUACAACGUUCUGAGUUGCACGAUGAUAAGGGUGGUAACAGCGCGACGUGGAUUUAAUUUUAUUUAUUUAAUUCACGUGCUGUAAUUCGAGUCGCAUGUGAAGUGCGCAAUCGAACCGUUCCAUGGGGAUUCGUCGAGUGUAAUCGAAACUUCCGCUCGAAUAACACGCGCUCGUAAUACCAAGUGUAAUUCACGGUGAUUUUUUUGAGAUUUUAUUAACGAUAACGGUAUAGCUUAUGUUAUUAACACUUAAAAUAUAAGAAGAGUACAAAAAGGACACAAGAUCGAGAGAUCGCAAGAGAAUCACUCAUUAUAUUACAACGUAAAAGAAAUUGCACACACACACACAUACACACGCGCGCGCGCGCACACAGUUGAGAGACAAGACUAAUCUGUAUCUACGUGUGUCAAAAGUGUAGCUUCCUUUUCGAGAGGUAAGAGUUCGAGAAAGCCGCCGCGACAAAAAGAAAACACAAUCGCGUGCGAUGCAGGAAGUUAAUCUUCGACGACCGUGUUGUUAGUUUCACACAACGUUGCUUUGCGUUAAUUAAUUAACGAAUAUCUCAGAUCCAUUUCACAAAAUGCACAUGCGACGGAUAUUCUUGCUGUUUGGCUGCUACUUUGUGGUUCUGACACUUGCGUACGACGACGCCGAUGAGGGAACUUACACUGAUUUUCUUCCACUUUAUCUGAUCGGUUUUCCAGUGAUAGCGAUUUCCGUAAGAAUCACGAACUUUCUUAAGAAGCUCGCUUACGCACUAAAUCCAGAUACUUACGUCAGUCGAGUGAAACGAGCGCAAGCUUUGAUACACGACGAAGAGAUUUUAGACGUUGAACAAAUCGAAAAGAAACUGGUAGCCGAGUUUGGAAAUAACGUUUGCCUCUACGAGAGGACUUGCACCAAAUAUGCGGAACGAACGCUCGCGAGACGAAGUCGGGAACGUGUUCUCGAUUGGACCAAAGUGUUCAGAGAAUAUAGAUCAUCGCCCAAUCCGAUGAAGGAGAAUUAUUUGCUGAGCGUAUUUCUUGGCGACAUUAUCGGCAGUCCGAAGUUAUGUCAUUUAUUGGCGGAGAGAGGAAGAUCCUGCGAUGCUAUCUUCCCGGACUGAAGUAAAAGUCUGAGACGCGGCUUGUAGCAAAUUUGUAAAUAUUUCGAUGCCAUGCGAGAAGAGAGAACUGAUCAAAAUGCAUUACAGUGAUAUUUGUACAGAUUGACAAUAUAAUGAUUUAUAUCAUGUAAACAUUGUAAUUGCUUAUAGGUUUAUUACUUCAGAAGAUAUGUGAUCUUAUUUUUUUUUUUUUUUUUUAAUUCGAUCAUUACACACAUUCGGACGCGACAUAAACACUUUACGUAACCAAUGCGCAUGGAUUCCACCGUUGCGAAAAUACACGUAAUUUGUUUAUCCUUGAAGCAGAGUUCUUGCGAAAAAUCAUCAUGACAUUUUCGUGUGGAUUUACACGUACACAUUUACAUACUCUUAUAUACACUAAUAUAUAAUAUUGUACAUAUGUACGCGCGUGAACGGAGCGCGAAAGCACUCCGCAUGCAAGUAAGUACGGAGUGAGAGUUGCUCGCAAUGACGUCGUCACCAGCCCACGUCUUUCCGACCGAACGGGUAAAGAAAGAUCGACGUCGAAGAAAGUUUCAGUUGAUGCAAAACCAUAGAAAGGCGACAUUAUCGAUCGCGUCAAAAGAAAAAAAAAACAAGAUAUAUCGCUAAACAAAAGAUCGUGUUAAAGUUAAAAAAAAAAAUCAACAUUUUGCGAAUGUGAAAUUGAGCAGUUACUGCACGUUGUAAAAUUCUUAUGUACACAUAACGUGUUAAAACGAUACUAAUGUGAUAGCAAUUUUAACGCAAUGUGAUGUAAGAUCGUUUUUACCGUUAAAGUUUAUAUUUUUAAGUGUGUAGAGAACGCGAGUUGUGUGUAUAUCUUUUACAUUAUCAAAACAAAAGAAAUCUGUACUACAAUAUACAGAAAAUAAAAACACGUAAAUUUGUUUCAAAAUGCUAAGUAAAUUUGUCUUUUUUUGGUGCCUUUUACAUCUCGAAAUUUACGCCGAGCAUUUAUCGCAACAGUCUCAAGAAUCGUCUGACGACAGCCAAUGCGCUUUCGAAGUCUCUCAAAAACAUUAUAACGUAACAGAUCUGUUACGAUGUAUGAAUGAGCUCGCUAUUGAUCUCUCCGCUGAAAAUGGUAAUCGACUGCCCAAACGAAAAGAUCAUUUUGAUUCGUCAGCUUAUCGAGAAAAUUCGCGCGAGUUUCCUUACGGAAAUAUGAUUUUAAAUCUACUUAAUAAUGGCGUCUCGAUCCUUCAAAGUACCCCAUCGGAUCCUAUUGUCGGUAACUAUCAAUUAGAUUCUUCUGAAGUGUCGAACGAUCCUAUUUUCAAUCGAUACGGUGAAUUUGGAUUAUAUCUCUUUAACGCUCUAUCGUCGAUUUCACGCCACGAUGAUCUGAAGUGCGUAUCGAGAAUACUCUGCGAAGUGGCGAGCGGAAAGCCACCGGGGGAAUACAGGCAAGCAUCGGCGGGAGGUAACACGCAAUAUUUUGAAGGACUCAGCAGGAAUAUUUUCGCUCAAUGGCUUGUCGGGAUUGAUGUAGCAGACACAUCCCCUGUGUUGAGUUUCGCUCGAGCAGCCGCGCUGGGCUAUAGCAGCCACGGAAAUCCGACUGUGUGUUAUCGCGCGUUUCCGAGAUGUCCGCGUAAUCCCGACAAGUUGGUGCAUUAUCUGAACAAUCACAACGGCGGAUUCUUUCAGUUUUUCAACAGACACGGACACGGGAGUUAUUCGCAAUCGCUUUACACUGUGAGAGACAAUUUGAAAUUUCUCAGAGAGAGAAGACAGAAAGCUUUGCCGCCGGGCAUCGCCGGAGCGGAGGCGGAUCGCACCGGAACGGGCAAGCUGAAAUUCGACGUCUCCGUUUUGACUGCUCGCCAAGAUUACGAGAAAAGCUUCUUCCCGAAGGAAAAUACACUGGAAAGCUCGGAAAGACAAAUGGUGUUCCCGCAUCACGAGGAGUCGAAUGAUUACCCAUCGGAAAACAGAAUUCCCAAAUCCCUGUCAGACUUACGAGAUUCCGACGCGAAAACAUUUUCGCAAAAAUCUCCGCGGUUCUUUCCUGAGGAAUCGAAAGACGAUAACGUUCACGUGUUGCGUUUUACUUCGGAACUUUCGACAUCUCGUAAUUUUCGAUUUCCAGAUUACUAAUUAAGUUCUUUGCAAUUGAAAAGUUUUUUUUUUAAGCUGUUAAAAACAUUGACGAUUACAACAUUUACUCAGGGUGCUAAACAGGAAAUUAUUUGUUAGAUAUAUUUAAUUUAUUUAUAACUGGUGAAUAUUAACGUAAUCCGGGAUAUAUUUUAUCAAGUGACUAUAUUAUAUUUAUUACUAAUAUUUAUUAUUACGUCGGAUAAUAUUCGUAAAAUAAUAUACGCGAUUUGUGUAUUUUCGCGCUUACGUCUCACGCACGUGUAUACCUUGUUAUAUUUUUCAUGACCGCCUGAAAUUCGGCAGCCCGAGCGGCUCGCAAUCGAACACGUUCACAUAAAAGAGGGGACAGGUUUUUCUUAUAAAUUUUUUUAUGCACAAUCUUUUUAAGAUAUCUCUCUUCUCACGUGUAUAAUUAUACGUCAGUUUCCUUAUUCAUUAAAUUACGCGCCGUCUGUGCGCGCGUGGCUGGCAUAAUAUGAGAAAUUGUGAACUCAGCUGGAAAUUUAAGUUUGAUGUCGAUAGACAAACAUUUGACUAUUUUACGUGUCAAAGCAUAUUCUACCCUUGCUGAUGCAGGGAAUUUUCCAUUCGGUCUGCUUCACCUUUUCUCGCAUACACUGGAUAAUUUUAUGUCCGCCAUUCUAGAAUAUCUCCUAAUAUGUAUAUACAUACAUACAUGUAUGUAUGUAUAUAAAACAAAAAAAUUAAUAUUAAAAUUAAAAUUC